Molecule: messenger RNA, 1414 nt
Organism: Dinoponera quadriceps
Lineage: Eukaryota; Metazoa; Arthropoda; Insecta; Hymenoptera; Formicidae
Gene: Rad1
Product: cell cycle checkpoint protein RAD1
Exons: 4
Coding region: 18-875 (285 amino acids)
Biological process (GO): DNA damage checkpoint signaling; DNA repair
Cellular component (GO): checkpoint clamp complex; nucleus
Molecular function (GO): 3'-5' exonuclease activity
Source: RefSeq, a predicted model, not a curated record
UCAAGUCUCAUACAAACAUGAUGCGUUCUAAUGUCGAAGAAUACAUGCUAGUAGCAAAAAUGGGACUGACAAAUUUGAAGACCGUAAUACAGUUACUAAAAGCUAUCAAUUUUAAGGAGACAGCCACUUGCCUGGGCAGUGAAAAUGGAUUAAAGAUUACAGUCGAAGACGCGAAAUGUAUGCAGGCUAGUGCAUAUAUCCCGUCCACGAUUUUUCACGAAUUUGAAUUGAAGGAGGAUGUUAUAUUUUCGAUAAGUUUAAGCAUAUUGGUAGAAUGCCUUUGUAUGUUCUGGCCCAGUUCGCAAGAAGAUUCAGUCACAGUGCAGAUAUUUUACAAAGGCACAGGCCAUCCUUUAAGCGUUAUCAUUGAAGAAGACGGUGUCAUAACAGACUGCUCUUUAAAAACUCUAGAAAUAGAUACAUUGUUGGACUUCCAUUUCGAGGCAAAGAACGUUUUGAACAAAGUAGUGUUGCAAACGGAAUUGCUGAAGGACAUCAUUGCCGAGUUAGAUCCAACUAGUGAUCUAGUCGAAUUGCGUUUAUCGCCGGAGAAACCGUACUUCCGAAUCAGCACGGAAGGUCUGGGCGGCGUUUGCCAUAUCGACUUGCCGCACGAUAGCGAUUUAGUGGAUACUUUCCAAUGCACGUUGACGGCGACGUCCAAUUUCAAAUUGGCGCACAUUAAGCCAGCGAUGCGUGCGUUGUCAUGCGCCAACAAGGUUUCCUUGAGAAUCGACACUGUCGGGAUAUUGUGUUUCCAAUACAUGGUCAAAACCGAAGACGGACACACCUGUUACAUCGAGUAUUACGUAAGGCUUUGCAUAACAAAAUACACGAGUGGUCCGAUAACGAAUUCCGUCGCAUCAAUGACGUAACAUUGACAUCCAGAUGCGGAGGGAUUUUUAAUCGUCAUAUCAUUGAGCGUGGUGUGUCCCGGCAUCGCGGUUGGUAUAAAAAUUUCGUACUUCACUUACAGAUAUCUUCGUUGAUAAAUAUAGACGACUAAGGCGGUAAAUGGCCAAGCAGUGAUAGCGUAAGCGAUAAAGUCGUAUCUCGUCGAAUCGAUAAACAAUUUUAGAGGCCUACUCGUAAAACAAAAUUGUAUCAAGAAUGAGUAAAUAUAUUUUAUACGAUUUUCACGAAUGCUUUCUUUCCUUUUUUUAUAAUAAUUCUUAUAGGUACCUCGGUUUAUUUUUUGUAAGACUCGGGAGAUGAAAGAAGAAUCGAAAGUUGUGAUGAAAAUAUUGUAUGUAUUUCUGCAAUCUUUAUUCGUAAAAAAAAAAGUUCAUAUGGCAAAUAUUAUUCGUACAAGUAAUGGAUAGCGUAGCUACCGUUGUGAAUGAAACAACUCACCAACGACGAUAUUACAUAUUUCAUUAUGUAACGCGCAAUACGAAAAACUCGUCCAAAAAAA